GUUAGGAUCCACUUGGCAGUUUCCAAGAAUUUAUCUUUCCGUGUACUUUAUCCAUAUGUUAUUUCAACACGUUGGUACACUUAAUUAUAAUAAUUUAAGAUUGGAGGUUGUAAUCAAAGACUUCCGACAACUUUUGAGCAUUCGAAAGGGGUGGUGAUUCUCAUCACUUUAUUAAAUAUCUUGGUUUACAAGCUCCAGAAACUCCAAGAAGCUCAGCAAAAAAGGCGCUUACCGCUGUCUAUUAGACAUUUAUGCCGUCGAUUUUCAUUUCAUGACAUCAGAUCAGCGACAAACAACUUUAAGGAAGAAUUGGUGAUCGGAAAAGGUGGAUUUGGAAUUGUUUACAAAGGUAUCAUUGAAGAGAGGAUUGUUGCUGUAAAGCGGUCAAAAUCCAUGUCCAAGCAAGGAAGCAAGGAGUUUCUGACCGAAAUUAAGAUGCUUUCCCAGUUUCAACACAGCCAUUUAGUCUCUCUCAUUGGUUAUUGCGACGACAGUGAGGAGAUGAUACUGGUUUAUGAAUAUAUGCCUGCAGGAAGCCUUGCUGAUCAUUUGCAUAAGAGGGUGAGAAGAGGCGACACGAUUCUGCCUUCUUUGACAUGGGAGCAGCGCCUCAAGAUUUGCAUUGGGGUAGCCCAUGGAUUGGACUACCUUCACACGGGUACAAGCAUUGAUGAACGGGUGAUUCACAGAGAUGUGAAGACUGCAAACAUUCUGCUUGAUGAGAAUUUAGCAGCUAAACUUUCGGACUUUGGAUUGUCCAAAACAGGUCCAGCAAAUCAGACGUGUACUUAUGUGAGCACCCGCGUCAAGGGCACCCACGGUUAUCUGGAUCCAUACUAUGUGGCAACUCACAGACUGACCAGGAAAACAGAUGUCUAUGCAUUUGGUGUAGUGUUGUUUGAGGUUUUGUGUGGAAGACCGGCUGUGGAUAGGAGUUUGGAUGAAGAGCAAAUUAGUUUAGCUGGAUGGGCACAACAGUGCUUCGAAGAGGGGCUUUUGGAGCAGAUAAUUGACACCAAUAUCAAGGCAAGCAUUUCUUCUGAUUCCUUGAACACAUUUGUUGAUGUUGCUAUUAAGUGUUUACUUAUGCAACCGAAGCUGCGUCCUACUAUGGCUGAAAUUGUGGUCGGUCUUGAGUCUGCAUUGGCAUUGCAAGAAAAGAGUACAUCCUAUUGUUUAGUUGAAAUAAUGCCUCUUGAUUACACUUCGCAAGAAGAUGUACAUUCUUCAACACUGGUGGUGAAAAAUACUGACCAUAAACGAGAACACACUGCACAAGUGAUUGUAAAUGUUUCUGAUGCUUGGUAUCUCAACAAGCAGUCUUCUGCUAGGACGACAUUCACAAAAAGGGUUGUUGCUCUUUUCUCGGUUACAGCUCGAGUGUUCUCAGGCAAAUUAGUCAAUAGAGAUGCCAGGACAACAAGAUACAGUAAUACUGUACUGUCAUUCAAUAGUAAUAAAGCACAGGCCGCCAAUAGUCCAUCCUUUAUAGCAGUAUAUUCAUCGGUGCCACAAACACCUUGGGUACAGGAAGAAAUUCUUCCGUCAUCGGAGUUAAAGAAUUUUAGAUUUGAUGAAAUUAGAGCAGCUACUAGGGAGUUCAAUGAUGCAAGUGUGAUAGGAGAAGGUGGUUUUGGUUGUGUUUAUAAGGGUUGGAUUGAUGAGAACACAUUUGCUGCUGUAAAAUGGGGUACUGGUAUGGCUAUUGCAGUAAAGAGAUUAAAUGUAGAAGGUUUACAAGGCCACAGAGAGUGGUUGGCAAAAAUUAAUUAUCUGGGUCAACUUUGUCAUCCCAAUCUUGUGAAGUUAAUUGGGUACUGCUGCGAGGACGAACACCGACUUCUAGUGUAUGAGUUCAUGUCUCAGGGCAGCUUGGAAAAUCUUCUAUUCAGGAGGGAUUCUUCGGUUAAACCUCUCCGUUGGCAUCAUCGUUUACGUAUUGCUCUUGGCGCAGCAAAGGGACUUGCAUAUCUUCACAGUUCAGAAGCAACAGUGAUAUAUCGAGAUUUCAAAACAUCCAAUAUAUUAAUUGACUCUCAAUUCAAUGCGAAGCUCUCUGAUUUGGGAUUGGCAAGAGAUGGACCAGGUGAUGGAGGAACCCACGUUUCUACAGGAGUUUUUGGAACACAUGGUUAUGUAGCUCCAGAAUAUAUUGCUACAGGUCAUCUGACAAUGAAAUGCGAUAUCUAUAGCUUUGGCGUUGUUCUCCUUGAACUUUUGACAGGACGGAGAGUAAUUGACAGUACCCUUCCAAUAAAAGAACAGAAUCUGGUUACUUGGCUCAAGGCUUUCCUCAGCAGCAACCAUAAAAUUUUGCAAGUCAUGGAUGCAGACAUCGAAGGACAGUAUACUGUCAAAGAAGCAUUAAGAGCUGCUUCCCUGGCACUUAAAUGUCUCUUAGUGGAUCCCAAAUUAAGAGCUGAUGCAAACCAGGUGGUAAACGCAGUAGAGCAGCUUUGGGAUUUGGUUGGUGCAGAGAAAUAUAUGAUUUGACACCCAUGAUAAGGUCUAGAAUGCAGUCACCAUACAAGUACCAGUAAAAAACAAAAUACUUAAAAGUUUACAUAUCAGUGACUUAUCUUGGUGACUUCUGCAUUUGUUUAAAUGUUUUUAAGUAGUUAGUAAGAAGUGUUUAAAGAGAUCAUGGAGGAUGGAGGUGCAGUGUUAGCUGAAGCUUUUAUGAAAGACAUGAAGCUCAAUGGUAAUGGGGGGAACUAUGAGGAACUACACUUGUAUGAUGUGGAGGACGAAGAUGAUCUGUUUGAUCUUUUCUAAAUCUAGCUUCUUGAAAUGGUGUUUGGCGUUUUGGUUGGCUGCUGUUAGUGUGGGUCGGAGCAAUGCCAGUGGGUCGUUUUCUUAUUUUAGUUUAUUGUAGUUUAUGUCUGAGUUUGGACUUUGGAGCAGAUGUUUAGCUUCUUAGCUUUGUGUUUCCUGUCAAAGAUGAAAAGAAAUUGAUUAAUACCAGUA
Messenger RNA from Daucus carota subsp. sativus, 2967 nucleotides. Its product is annotated as serine/threonine-protein kinase PBL35-like. Gene Ontology annotation, biological process: protein phosphorylation. The coding region runs from base 394 to 2493 and encodes 699 amino acids. The record is from RefSeq and is a predicted model, not a curated record. The transcript is spliced from 7 exons. Gene Ontology annotation, molecular function: protein kinase activity; ATP binding. Lineage: Eukaryota; Viridiplantae; Streptophyta; Magnoliopsida; Apiales; Apiaceae.